Molecule: messenger RNA, 259 nt
Organism: Dentiscutata erythropus
Lineage: Eukaryota; Fungi; Glomeromycota; Glomeromycetes; Diversisporales; Gigasporaceae
Source: the annotation of a GenBank genome assembly
AUCAAACAAAAUGGAAGGUUCCCUACUCAAAUACCUUACGAACAAAAACUACAUAGACACAUUUCGUACAAUACAAAACAUUAAACUAGAAACAGAUACAGAGGACACGACAAACACAUUACAAUUCACAUGGACUCGAAAUGAAUCCAAAUCAAGAAUAGAUCAAAUUUGGUUAUCACCCAAAACAGCUGAUACAUUAAUUGAUAUAGACAUUAUAGAUACCAAAGAAGAAAUUGCAACAGACCACCACUGUACCAAA